GCCACCAGCAGGAUGAGCUGCAGCAACCUGGCCAUCUGCAUUGGGCCCAACCUGCUGAGCCCACCCGAGGAGGACCUGCUCCCGCUGGAGGCCCUGCUGGAGGUGACCGAGAAGGUGAAGGCGCUGGUGGAGUUCCUGAUGGAGAACUGCAGGGAGCUCUUUGGGGAGGAGAGCGCCGAGCCUUGGUGUGCAGCGGGCGAGGAGUGGCCAGCCCCCGUGCCGAGAUGCAGAGACGUGCGUUUGGAAGAGCAAGGCGUCCCUGCAGGCACAGCAGCCGCCGAGCAGGAGGCAGAAGGCUUGCCACAGGCAGGCCCAUCUCCGCUCGGUGUCCUCAAAGAAGCUGGGGGAGAGAGGGUGGUGGCGUGUGAAACGGGAGAGGCCCCUCCAGCUUUGCCUCCAAGCAGCCCCGAGAGCGCGGCAGACUCCCUGGGGUGCCCACAAGAGCCGGCGAGCCUGUCAGAGGAAAGAAGGUUUGCAGGCUGUGCCCAGGACAAGGCAAAGAGAAGAAAGCGAAAGAGCAAACAGGCGUGGGGAGAGGAGAGUGCAAGGCGCGCGGCAAAGAAGAGGAGGAAGAGAGAAGCGGUUUUGGCGGAUGGAGCAGUGCAAAGACGCAGGAAGGCGCAGCAGGUCAGGAAGGCCAGGCGCUGAUUCCUUGUGGCCGGGCGAAGCGUUGGGAGUGCUGGG
Molecule: messenger RNA, 684 nt
Organism: Gymnogyps californianus (California condor)
Lineage: Eukaryota; Metazoa; Chordata; Aves; Accipitriformes; Cathartidae
Exons: 6
Coding region: 13-648 (211 amino acids)
Biological process (GO): signal transduction
Molecular function (GO): GTPase activator activity
Source: RefSeq, a predicted model, not a curated record